UUUACUUCUGCCUUCCACUGAGACAGUAGCACUGACAUUUGAUUGGCUUUUAAAGAGAAUCAUUAUCUUUUUUGAAGUCCUAUAGCAGGAAACCACUGGGGAUGUUUUCCUUAAAACAAUCCAUUUAUAACAACCCCUAUCUACGGACAGUGCUUUGAAUGGUGAUCCAAUAACACUCUUCAAUCCAAACCUCAUUGCUGGGACAAGAAAGUUUACGAACUUAUAACAUUACUGGUUGUUUUGUCUCCAGAGCAUCAAAUUAUUUUUGCCCGUGCAAGAGGUGCUUAUGAAUACCAAUACUGGUUUGGAUUUGUUCUUUCCAGCUCUCUGAAGUCACUGAGAACCUGACUCGUGUCUCAGCUGAGUACAGUGACCUCCUGGCAGAAAAGCAACAAACUGAAGGGGCAAUGAGUGAGCAAGUGUGUCAGCAGCUUGAGAGAAUCACUUCACUUAACAAGGAGAAGGAAGAGCUUCAGCAAAUGGUAGAGACUUGUAAAGAAAGGGAAGAACACUUGUUGAAGGUUCAGAGGCAAUCAGAGAUAUCGGCAGACAGCCUGACAAGCAAGAUUCAACAGUUAACCAAGACACUAAAUAGUGUCUCAUGUGAGAAGGACCAGUUAUUAGCUGAAAGUAAUAGGCACUCUUUACAACUUCAAGAACAAAUCUCAUCAGUGAAUCAUGAAAAAGAUGAGCUUGUUUUUGAAGAGGUCCUACAGUCCAAACAGCGGGACCAGCUCAAGACAGAAUUGCAAAGAAAUUCUGAGAUGUGUGUUGAAACAAAGGCAAAACUGGAAGAUGCUUUAGAACAACUGAAGCAGAGAAACCUGAACAAUAUGUCCAUUCAGGUGAACACAGUGGGUAUUGCAGAGCGGGUGGCCGAUAACAGCUUGACAGAAAAAACCUUGAAAAUUAAGGCUAUGAAAGUAAAAAUUCAGAAGUUAGAAAAUGUAAUAAAUGAAGUAGGAGACAGUGUCAAAGAGAGAGAUGAGAAGAUAAGCAAGUUACAAGCACAGAUGAGAAUAAGAACAGAGACAAGUGAGCUCACCCAACUGCAAGCCAAACUGAAUGAGAUGGAUAAUU
This is a messenger RNA of Passer montanus (Eurasian tree sparrow), 1080 nucleotides long. RefSeq names its product spindle pole body component 110-like. The record is from RefSeq and is a predicted model, not a curated record. The transcript is spliced from 4 exons. The annotation marks the transcript as partial. NCBI's taxonomy places the organism in Eukaryota, Metazoa, Chordata, Aves, Passeriformes, Passeridae.